AUGAGUUCUGUCAAUCUGCUUCCAUGUCUCGCUCGAUCUUCACCAUCGAUCUUCGGAAAGAGACUUUAUUCAAAGGCUCUAUUGCGUUCCUCUAACAGUACUCCUAUUCGACCACUUGUCCAUCACCAGAUAUAUCCGCAACGGUCAUGGUAUCGCACGAACACCCCGUCAUCGCAAGUCUGCCUGCGCGAAAGCCUCGCACUUCUGCCAUUUGACAAAUGGGGUUGGGUCAUUUAUCGCUGUUCCUAUGCCGACGACAAGGUCUGGGCCCAAUUCCGCACUCGCAUUGAGUCCAAAUCGCGCAGGGACAUCGCAGAGUCAGACGCACCUGAGAUUUCCGAUUCUCUGGAGUGGAAAUGGGUUGAAGAUCGAGCCACCUUGGAUGGAGCUUCGACCGCUGCGCUGCGGGACCGAUUCCGCGCAUGGGUUGUGAAUGAGGUGGCGCAACAGCCGGCUGACCAAGAUUUUGGGGACGUUUCACGGCUCAGGUACUUCAUCAAAAUUGACGAAGAGGUGAUGCAGAGCUUGCCUGGGUUUCUGGAAAAGCGUUGGUCGGCGGAAGCUUUUGUCAAGAUUGUGAAGGCUGAUUGGGAGCCAUUAUGCGAAGAGUUUGACCACGAAAAAGAUAUUUACGAGCCGAUUGAAGGCUGUACCGAAAAAGAUGUUGGCUGGAUGCGUAUCGCGCCUGAAAUGGUCAAUGCCGAGUUUUACUACGCAUUGGACGGUUACGAGCCCGCGUGGGACGACAUGUUCUACCAACGUCCUCCUCAUAUCGUUCUCUGGUAGGGAUCUGUGGCGAAAAUCACUGCGUGAGGAUCUUUUGGGUACCCAAAAUAUUGGUAUGAGCG
Molecule: messenger RNA, 848 nt
Organism: Boeremia exigua
Lineage: Eukaryota; Fungi; Ascomycota; Dothideomycetes; Pleosporales; Didymellaceae
Exons: 1
Coding region: 1-786 (261 amino acids)
Source: RefSeq, a predicted model, not a curated record